This is a messenger RNA of Gekko japonicus, 448 nucleotides long. Its product is annotated as resistin-like. Gene Ontology annotation, molecular function: hormone activity. The record is from RefSeq and is a predicted model, not a curated record. The transcript has 4 exons. Bases 53 to 391 code for a protein of 112 amino acids. Gene Ontology annotation, cellular component: extracellular region. NCBI's taxonomy places the organism in Eukaryota, Metazoa, Chordata, Lepidosauria, Squamata, Gekkonidae.
ACUCCUUUCCCUUCCCCACAACAGACACCCUGUGAGGAACUUCUGCACCGAGAUGAUGAAGGUCGCCAUCUUCCUUCUGUUUGUGGUGCUGAUCCCUUCUCAGUACACACAUGCUCAGUCAUGUACAAUUGACAAUGCGAUUAACUUGAUGAUCAAGUCAUCCACUGAAUCACUAGUGUCUUCAGUCCUGUCAAAAGUCAAACUUGAUUGCACCAGCGUAUCAGCACGUGGGGCCGAUGUCUCCUGUCCUUCAGGUUACUUGGCCACUGCCUGUGCCUGCGGAAUGGCUUGUGGAUCCUGGGAUAUCCGAGGUGAUGCUGCCUGUCACUGCCAGUGUGCGAACAUUGACUGGACAUCUGCACGGUGUUGCAAAACACGUGUUGUCGGCUGAUAAUGAUAAUGCCUCAUAAGCAUACGGGCUACUUGUCUGUAGCUACUGUGUUCAAUA